Molecule: messenger RNA, 974 nt
Organism: Andrographis paniculata
Lineage: Eukaryota; Viridiplantae; Streptophyta; Magnoliopsida; Lamiales; Acanthaceae
Product: transcription initiation factor TFIID subunit 15-like
Exons: 4
Coding region: 143-604 (153 amino acids)
Cellular component (GO): cytoplasm
Molecular function (GO): mRNA binding
Source: RefSeq, a predicted model, not a curated record
CAGGCAUGCAAUAUAUAUAUAUAUAUAAACCCAACUAGACUCAAUCAACUCAUAACUUCAACCCCAACAUUCACAAACAUUUCAAUUUCUCUCUCCAAUUCUCAUAUUCACUAAUUAAUCUAAGGAGUUGAAGGCCCGGAAAAUGAACAGGCCAGGGGACUGGAACUGCAGGUCCUGCCAGCACAUGAACUUCCAGCGCCGCGACUCCUGCCAGCGCUGCGGCGACCUCCGGCCCGGCGGCGACAUCUCCUACGGGGCUCGGCUCGGCUUCACCACCGGCCCCGAUGUCAGGCCCGGCGACUGGUACUGCGCCAUCGCCAACUGCGGCGCCCACAACUUCGCCAGCCGCUCCAGCUGCUUCAAGUGCGGCGCCUUCAAGGAAGACUUCAUCAUCGGCGCCGGCGCCGGAGCCGAGACCGAAUUCCCCAGGAGCCGCGGCUUCGGAUUCGGCGGCGCCGGCGCCGGCGGCGCGGCGCGGUCCGGAUGGAAAUCCGGCGAUUGGAUUUGCAAUAGGUUCGGGUGCAACGAGCAUAACUUCGCGAGCCGGACCGAGUGCUUCCGGUGCAAUGCGCCGAAGGAAUCUGCCAGCAAAGCUUCCUUCUGAUCAUUGGACAAUCCACGUGUUUGUUUGGCUACGUUUCUUUGUUGAGAAGGCGAAUAUUUAGAGGGAAUCAAGAUUGAAGAGGAGAAAGGGAAUGGUUUUUGGUGUCUCUCAUUAGCUAUUUUUAAUUUUUAAUUUUAUUUCAUUUUGGUGUCGUAGGGAUUAGAGUUAAUUUAGGUUAUUUAUGUUUGCAAAUUCAUGUUGGUACAUUUUUCUUUUUAUUUUCGAUUUUAAUUUCCUUGAGUUUGUGAGGUUUAAUUUAAGUUUUAUAUAUUAACUAUCAAUUAGUAUGCAUUAUGAUAUAUACAUAUAUAUGGUGUUGUGUGUCUUGUAGGUUUAUUGAAAUCAAUUAUAAUAUCAGCGUGUUUGGAGA